Molecule: messenger RNA, 780 nt
Organism: Gigantopelta aegis
Lineage: Eukaryota; Metazoa; Mollusca; Gastropoda; Neomphalida; Peltospiridae
Product: aldehyde dehydrogenase family 3 member A2-like
Biological process (GO): aldehyde metabolic process
Cellular component (GO): cytoplasm
Molecular function (GO): aldehyde dehydrogenase (NAD+) activity
Source: RefSeq, a predicted model, not a curated record
AUGGCCACUGGGGCAGAGACCAAAUGGAUUGAGACACCUAUCACUGAUAUAACCACAGAUUGUCAGCGUGUUCGUGAAGGCUAUCGAAACCGACUGUCAUGGAGUGAGUCUGAACAAAGGAACCAUACAAUGACUCAGUUAAAAGCAUUAAAGAAACUUAUGGAAGAAAAUACUAAGCAAAUUUAUGCAGCUUUAAAGGCAGAUUUAAACAAGCCUCGACAUGUUUCCAAGUCACUGUCAUACAUAUUGGACGAAUGUUAUGUCAAACCAGAACCUUAUGGUGGUUUAAUCGUGGGUGCCUGGAACUAUCCCUUCCAACUUGUAACUCUUCCACUACUGGGUGCUAUAGCAGCAGGUAAUGCUGUCAGUCAACCAUCUGAAGUAUCUGUUCACACUUCAAACUUAUUUGCUGACCUCAUACCUAAAUAUUUGGAUCAGGAUUUUUAUGCUGUUAUUUCUGGAGGUGUAGAUGUUGCUACUGCUGUUCUUAAGGAACAAUUUGACUACAUAUUUUAUACUGGUAGCACUUCAGUUGGUAAGAUUGUCAUGAAAGCUGCUGCAGAAUAUUUAACCCCUGUCACUUUGGAACUGGGAGGAAAAAGCCCUGUAAUUAUAGCUGAGGAUGCUAAUAUUGAGGUAUCUGCUAAUAGAAUUAUUUGGGGCAAACUAGCCAAUGUUGGUCAAACUUGUAUCAGCCCAGAUUAUGUGUUGUGCUCGUCAAAAAUAUAUGACCGUUUUGUUGAGUGUUGUAAAGAUGCAGCUAAACGUUACUAUGGCGAG